AGGCACGCAAGAGGAAAGUAGCGUGUGGUGAUGAUCGAGAUAUUUUGCGGGUGCGACAAAGAUGGCUUUUCAUCGCGCCGUAGCGGUUAUCGAGGGCGGCUGAGCCGUACAACUGUCGCGCGCGCCGCGGCGACACGAGGACCGGGAUCCCCUUCUGCUCCGGGGAGCACGGAGCCAGCGUCUGUAUAUAACUGGCCACCGGCCGGCGCCGCCCCUCGCCCCUGUUCAGGAAACGCGCGAAUCCACUGUCGAGCUUGUCACAGCACCAGGUCGGGCGAAUUGAGUUGGGGUCUGACGGUCGGCCGGCGAGGCGGUGGGAAGGGGAGACAUGAGCGAGGGCACGCUGGAGAUGAAGCGGCUGCGCGUCGGCAGCGGCUGCAGCAUUGGCGCCGUCGCCGACGACUGGAACGGCCGGGGGCGGUGCAUCGGCGCCCGGAUCCGGGGAGUCAACGUGGGCAUCCUGGACGAGCAGGUGCUGGUGCUGGUCUUCCGCGCGCUCAACUGGGACCCGCAGGCGCUCUGCUCCGUGGCGCGCGUCAGCCGCCGCCUCCGCGCCGUCGCCGAGCGGGUGCUGUGGCGCGAGCUCUGCGGCUCGCGCGCGCCGCGGAUGGUGUCCGCGCUCACGGCGGGGUCGUCCUCCGCGCCCGGGUCGGGCCGCGUCGGCGGCGGGUGGCCGGCGCUGGCGAAGCUGCUCCUCUUCUGCUGCGGCGCGGCGGGCGCCGGCGUGCCGGGCCACUUCGCCCCGGUCUCCCGCUUCUCCAAGACGUCCGGGCGGAGCUUCCUGUCGCGGCGCUGCGGCGGGGACCUGCUGUACGUGUCGGACCCGUGCGAGCACGCCGUGCCCGGAACCGCCGGCGACGAGGACGUGGGCGCGUACCGCGGCGUGUUCCGCGGCUUCAUGCGCUCCCGCACGCGGGCCUGCCUGGUGGGCGGCCGCGCCCCGCUGGAGCCGCGCGUGCGCUGCCCCUACUGCGGCGCGCGCGUGUGGAGCGUGACGGCGGCGGGGCUGGCGCCGCGCAGCGCGUGCCGCCGCCUCGGCGCGCACGAGGGCCGGCUCGAGUACUUCGUCUGCGUCAGCGGCCACCUCCACGGCAGCUGCUGGCUCGCGCGCCUCUCCGACAGCGACGGCGAGCGCGACGGCUCCGGCUCCCUCUCCGACGACGGCGACGCGUUCGGCGCCAGCGAGGAGGAAGACGACAGGCGCAUGGCGCUGUAAUAAAGCUCAGAUCUUUGCUUGUUUUGCUAGCCACAUGAUGAAAGUAGCAUGCUCCUUUUUUUCUUCCCUGGCUGUUUUGUUUGCUUGAAACUCGUGGCUCCUGUCUCUUGCGGCGUGUUGCGCAAUCGAUACCUGCACCAUUGCAAGCCUGUUCUUACCGGUUUCAGAUGCGAACGCGUGGCCAGCCUAGAGGAAAACGUUUCGCAUCCGGCGACCGAUCGCUCGUCGUCCCCGCUCCCGCGCGAUCCUAUAUUAGCCUGGUUUUUCGGCCUAAACUAGAGUGUUGCUUUUUUUUAAGAAAUAUACAGUAUUGUUUCCAGAUUUAUAACAAUUAGAUAAAAAAUUUGUUGUAAACCUACACGACAUAAUUUGUAAGAUUUUUCUAAGUGAUAUGUUACGAAAAUGUGUGUUUCCUGAUA
Lolium perenne is the source of this 1635-nucleotide messenger RNA. Its product is annotated as EID1-like F-box protein 3. The record is from RefSeq and is a predicted model, not a curated record. Gene Ontology annotation, molecular function: protein binding. Lineage: Eukaryota; Viridiplantae; Streptophyta; Magnoliopsida; Poales; Poaceae.